Cavenderia fasciculata is the source of this 1623-nucleotide messenger RNA. RefSeq lists its product as uncharacterized. Bases 1 to 1623 code for a protein of 540 amino acids. Gene Ontology annotation, biological process: sexual reproduction. The transcript is spliced from 4 exons. The record is from RefSeq and is a predicted model, not a curated record. Lineage: Eukaryota; Evosea; Eumycetozoa; Acytosteliales; Cavenderiaceae.
AUGAUUUUAUCUCAUAGAUUCCCACUCACCAUACUCGAAGCUAGUCUUUUAGUCAAUCCUCUGUCCGUUGCACUACCUGUAUUUGGAGACACAAACUAUAGAAUAUACAAUGUCGUUUGUAGUCUCCCAUCAGAGACUAUUGUCAGUACUCUCAGUACUCCCACCAUUGCCAAUCUUACCUUUAGUCCAACUAUAUUGUCAUCGUUUACUUCAACACCAAUCGCAUUUAAAUUGACACUGUCACUAUCCAAACCAACCUAUGGUCUAUCACAACUCCACUUGCCAUCCAUCUACUUGACCAACAUUAGAGGACAAGUUUUAGAGGUACCUCUUAAUCUUGACGGCUCACCAACUGGAGAUCAAAUUGAAUGCUCGGGUAAUAUUACUGUCCCCUACAUGUAUGGAUUUGGAGGAGAAUUCUUGGCCGUUGGAGUCUAUGGUAUCAUUGAUAAUGCUUUGAACCCUCUUGGAUAUGAUACUGCCGAUUUAUUGGUUGCCCUUCCAAACAUUAUCAAUAAUGGUGUUAUUACAGCACCAAAAAUGGAUUGGACUCCAAAGAUACUCCAUAUCGUCGACAAGAUUACUCAAUCUGGAGGAAACUCAAUUACAGUAAAUGGAUGCAACUUUGGUUCAUUGGAUAAACCAUUACCAGUAGUUGGAUACUUUGACCUAAUGGAUGGAUCAACACCCAUUCAAGUUAAAAGCUUUGCCACCAAGCAAUUGGGUGUCGAAAAUCAAUACCAAAUUAUAUUUACCCAACCACAAUUAAAAUCAGAUAGACUCUCACUCUAUGUGUCGGAUGGACUUGGAUCGGUUAGCAUCUCGACAAACUCUAUUAUUCUCGUCUCAAAAGAUUUUAUCUAUCAAGAGUCUCUAUUCCCUUGUCCAAAGGAUUCCAACGACAAAAUAUGUGGUGGAAAUGGUGUUUGUACAAAGACUGGUUGUCAAUGUUCAACUGGUUAUACUGGAAGUGGUUGUACAAGUGUCAAAAUACCUCACGACUCUUUGAAAAUGGAAUUCAAUCAAGAUAAACCAUCUUUAAAUAUAGAGAUUUCAAUUGAUGGUGAUACAUUAAAAUCAUAUCCAUUAAAUGAUUGGGAUUAUGUUGGUGGUUUUAAUUCAAAUAGAUCAAGUACUCUAUACAAUUACACAACCGUUAUUCGCCAAGGAGACAACACAACAUCAACUAUCAAUGUGACCAUUGAACAUUUCAACACUACUAGUGAUGUAAUGAUUGACUUUGCAGAUGCCAACUUUACCGUUCAAGAUUCAACCAUCAAAUAUACUAUUAGUAUGUCCAACUAUAGCUUUUCAUCACGUCUCAAUACACUUCAACUCAUCAUGGACUCGGUCAUUACUAGAAACACUAGUUCCGACAGUUGUUCAUCAUCUGAAUCUGGAUCAUUCAAUGGCGCAGAAAAUGAUGUUGCUUGGAUCCAACUCCGAGUUGAUAGCGUGUCACUCUAUGUCCAAUGCAUAAAGAAUGCAGAGGCAGACGAUCGUACAAUCUAUGUAACCAACAAGAUAUUAGAAGAAUCUAUCCUAUUGAAUGGAUACAUCUUUAUUUAUCCCAUGCCCCCACCACUCGCAUUUGCCAGAGAUUAUUUUCCCUCUAGACUUUAG